Messenger RNA from Fusarium keratoplasticum, 3924 nucleotides. Its product is annotated as AAA-23 domain-containing protein. Gene Ontology annotation, cellular component: Mre11 complex; nucleus; condensed nuclear chromosome. Lineage: Eukaryota; Fungi; Ascomycota; Sordariomycetes; Hypocreales; Nectriaceae. The transcript is spliced from 2 exons. The record is from RefSeq and is a predicted model, not a curated record. Bases 1 to 3924 code for a protein of 1307 amino acids. Gene Ontology annotation, biological process: telomere maintenance via recombination; chromosome organization involved in meiotic cell cycle; telomere maintenance via telomerase. Gene Ontology annotation, molecular function: double-stranded telomeric DNA binding; G-quadruplex DNA binding; single-stranded telomeric DNA binding.
AUGUCGAAGAUCGACAAGCUUUCCAUCUCGGGCGUGCGCUCCUUCAGCCCUGCCGUCCGAGAGGCCAUCCAGUUCAACACCCCACUGACACUGAUCGUGGGAUACAACGGCUCCGGAAAGACUACCAUUAUCGAGUGUCUCAAGUAUGCUACCACCGGUGAAUUGCCGCCCAACAGCAAGGGCGGCGCUUUCAUCCAUGAUCCCAAGCUAUGUGGUGAAAAAGAGGUCAUGGCCCAGGUGAAGCUGCAGUUCCGAUCGAUCAACGACCGUCAACAUGUCGCAACCCGAAGUAUACAACUCACUGUCAAGAAAACCACCCGCUCACAGAAGACCCUUGACUGCUCCCUCGUUGUGGUCAACAAUGGGGAACGAACAACUACAUCGACCCGUACGGCCCAGCUGGAUGAGAUGAUUCCCGAGCGACUUGGUGUUUCACCUGCGAUCCUUGACGCCGUCAUAUUCUGUCACCAAGACGAGUCCCUUUGGCCGCUGAGCGAACCUGCCGCACUGAAGAAGCGCUUCGAUGAAAUUUUUGAGGCCAUGAAAUACACCAAGGCCAUCGACAACCUUAAGGUGCUCAGGAAGAAGCAGGUCGAGCAAUUGGGCAAACUCCAAAACGACGAAGCCCACAACAAAGUGAACAAGGACCGAGGUGACCGAGCCGAAAAGAGAAUGAACGCGUUGCAGGAGGAUAUUGAGGGAGCCAGGGCCAAGUGCGAGUCCAUCAGCACUGAGAUGGACAACACCCAGGAAAUAAUCCGGGAAAUCCGAGAGACAGCCAACAGCCAUCUUGCAAUCGUUCAAAACCUCAACACAAAGCGCGAGCAACUCGAGUACCGUGAAGAGGCCGUCAAGGAGCUGAAGGCUACGAUAGAUGAACUUCCAGAGGAUGACUCUCGGCUGGAAAGCGACCUUGCCCACUAUGAAGACCGCAUGCAGCAUCUCCAAGAAGAAGCUGACCAAAACAAAACCCAGUACAACGAGUUGCAAAACGAGCUGGCGCGUUCACGGAAAGACCUGUCCACCAAACUCUCUGAGCAAGGAAAGCAUCAGUCCGACAAGGACAAGUAUGAGCGCCAAAUCAAGACCCGCAUGGAAAUGAUCCAGGAAACUGCCCAGACAUAUGGCUUCUCUGGAUUUGAUGGUGAUUUGUCCGAUCACCAAGUGAAGUCUUUCAAUGACCGACUUCAGAAGCUCCUCAAUGAGAAGAAGCGAGAUUUGGAACGCCUCCAAAAGGAAAACUCAGUUGAGCUGGAUCGAGCUACUGGUGUCAUUACUGAGCUGGAGGGUCGCAAGGCCGCCCGAACGCAGGAUCGUGUAUCUGCUAAACAGCGGAUGACUACCAUCGAGAAACGCACAGCCGUGCUCCACAACGAGUCGGGUCUGAUUGAUGUGGAUGAGGGUGCCAAGGCUAUCCUGGAUGGGCAGAUGCAAGACCUCGACAGCAGGUUCCAGACAUCUCAGAAGGCCUUUGAGAACGCAGACUGGGAUAAUCAACUAUCGAGCGAAAAUGACAAGCUUCAUCAACUCGAGAAUGAAAGCGACAAGCUGGGCAGAGAGCUGGUCGAGUGUACUCGUCUCGCCUCAGAGAGAGCUCAACUCGACUACAGGAAAAAGGAACUUGCUGAUCGCAAACGCAAGCUUGAUACUCUGACAAGCACCUGGAAGGCAAAGCUGGAUAAGAUCAUUGGUAGCGAUUGGGAGCCAGAAUCGCUUGAUACCAAAUUCCAGUCGGUUGUCAAGGAUCAGAACAGGGUUGUAAUGGACGCUCAGAAGCGUCGCGACCAGACACGCCAGAAGCAACAGAAAGUGGAGUUCAGAAUGAGAACGGCGAAGGAAUCUCUUGACAGGAAGUCAAAGGAGGCCACGACCUGUCAGCAACAGGUCGUCGAUGCUCUCCAGACGGUUCGAGACAAUGCGAUUGUCGAGGACUACACUGAGGAGGUUGAGACAGUAGAGCAGCAGGUGGAAGAGCUGAGGAAUGACCUGAGUCUCUUUGACGCUCUUGUGGAUUACUACAACAAGUGCAAGCGCAUGCUUGACUCGAAACGAAAGUGCUUGCUCUGCGAGCGUCACUUUGAUGACAACCAAGCCGCAAGCUUGGAGCGUUUGAGCAAGAAGAUUGAGAAGAAUCUCGACCCCAAGGGCAAAGUCGACACUGAAAAGGACCUCAAGGAAACAGUGGCGAGCCUUGAAAAGUUGCGGUCGGUACGAUCAGCUUACGACACCUAUGAACGGUUGUCAGCUGAGCUCCCGCCCCUUCGCGACGAAUGCAAGGCCGUAGAGGCCGAGUUUGACACUCUGGAGAGACAACUCGAAGAGCAAGCAUCGGUCGUGUCAGCCGAGGAAGAGAAGCAGAAAGACUUGGAAGACAUGUCCAAGACUGUCAUGAACAUUACUCAGACUGUCAAGGAUAUUGGAGAGUCAGAGACUCAGGUUGAUCGCAUCAUGUCUCAGCAGAUGUCGGGCGGUGCAACUCGAAGCCCUGACGAGAUCCACGAGCUUCAGGCUGGCGUGUCUGAGCAGAUGAGAAGCCUGAAGAACCGCAUCUCCAAGUUGACCACUGACCGUCAGCGCAUGAAAGAUCAGCUGAGCGCGCUUGAGCUCGAGAAGAGUGAACUGAGAAACAAGAUCAGCCGCGCAGCUGGGCAACUGGACAAGAAGAAGGAUUUGCAAAACCAGAUCCAGGCUUUGAAGGAGGAGCUCUCUCACCAGCGAGAGGUGAUUCAACGCGCCGAUGAGGAAUUGGAGAGCAUUGAACCUAGCAUCAACGAGGCAAGGUCCGCCCGGGACGAUGUACUUCGCCGUGGUCGAUCGAAGGAGCAAGUCAUUGCCGAUGCCCGUGACAACGUUGCCAAUUCCGUCAGCGAGAUGAAGAUGAUGGACACGGACAUCCAAGACUACAUCGACCGAGGUGGCCCCUCCAAUCUUGCAUCCAAUCAGCGUGCCAUUGCCACGCUUGAAAAGACGAUUGCGAACACUGAAAAGGAGGUGACAGACCUCACAGUCCGUACAAACAAGCUGAAGCAAGACAUUGAUAACGGAGACCGAAAGAAGAAGAACAUCAGGGAUAACCUCAACUACCGCAAGAAUCUUCGCACAGUUGAAGUCAUCCGCGGGGAGAUAUCUGAGCUCGAAGACCGCAACGCAGACGAAGACUAUGAACGUCUCCAGGCUGAGGCUCGUGCGCACGAGGACCACUACAACCGCCUUCUUGCGGAGCGCGGCUCUGUCAUGGGAGCCAUGAAGACCAAGGACGAGGAGCUCGGAAGACUGCUUCAGGAAUGGGAGAUGGACUACAAGGAUGCCAAGAGAAAGUACCGCGAGUCACACAUUCGCGUGGAGACUACCAGGGCUGCGAUUGAAGAUCUUGCGCAGUGCAGUUCGGCCGUUGACAAGGCGGUCAUGCAGUUCCACUCGAUGAAGAUGUCUGAAGUGAACCGCAUCGCAGGCGAGUUGUGGCAGAGCACAUACCAAGGUACCGACAUCGACACAAUUCUGAUUCGUUCAGACAACGAGUCAAGCACAGGCAAGCGCAACUACAACUACCGACUUUGCAUGGUCAAGCAAGAUACCGAAAUGGACAUGCGUGGCCGAUGCUCGGCUGGUCAAAAGGUUCUCGCAUCCAUCAUCAUCCGUCUGGCGUUGGCCGAGUCGUUCGGUGUCAACUGUGGUCUCAUCGCGCUCGAUGAGCCUACGACCAACCUGGACCGCGACAACAUCAAGAGUCUGGCAGAGAGUCUGCACAUGAUCAUCAAAGCUCGCCAGGCCCAGAGCAACUUCCAGCUCAUCGUUAUCACACACGACGAGGAGUUUUUGCGGCAUAUGAGAUGCAGCGAUUUCUGCGACAGUUUCUUCCGUGUCAAACGUGACGAGCGACAGAACAGUGUCAUCUCCAGAGAGAGUAUCACCAAGAUUUUCUAA